AUGGUGACAGGAUACAAUCAUGGGGACCACAGGAUGUCAACUCUCGGUCAGCGCAAGGUCGGUCUUCUCUAUGACUACGGUCAUGGCGUCCCUCAGAACCAUAGGACUGCCAUGCACUGGCACUUCAAGGCAGCCGAUCAAGGAGACGCAUUACGCCCAAUGCAAUAUCGGUUUUCUUACGAGAGUGGUGACGGGUUGACUCAAGACUUAUAUCAGGGCGAUGGAAUGCUGGACAAUGAAAUGCAUGCUCACAGUUCAACAUCGGUGCCCUGUAUGAUCUCGGUCACGGUGUUCCUCAGAACUUUCUACCGAGCCAUGGACUGGUAUCUUCAGGACUCUAACCAGAGAGGUCCAGACACACAGGUCAGCAUCGAAAGUUUGUGUGGGUAUGGUCUGGGUGUCGCUCAGGAUUUUACUCAAGCGAUGCACUGGUAUCUCAAGGCGGCCGAGAAUGGAAAUGCAGACGCCCAAUGCAAUGUUGGCAAGCUGCAUUAUGAAGGUGUGGUCGGUGUGGACGGUGUGGACCUGGGCUAUGCGCAAGCAAUGGAGAGGUAUAUGAAGGCUGCAACGCAGGGCUCUGCGCGUGCUCAGUGCAAUGUCGGCAGCAUGUAUGCACUUGAUCUAAGAGCACCUCAGGAUCAUCAAAAGGCUAUGGAGAAGUACCAAAAGGCGGCGGAUCAGGGAUAUGCAGAAGCAAUGAAGAAUGUUGAAGCUAUGAGUGCAGACGACUAUGGCGUCGAGCAGAGCAAUUGGGAAAUAAGCAGACGAAGAUAA
Messenger RNA from Linnemannia hyalina, 774 nucleotides. The record is from the annotation of a GenBank genome assembly. NCBI's taxonomy places the organism in Eukaryota, Fungi, Mortierellomycota, Mortierellomycetes, Mortierellales, Mortierellaceae.